Messenger RNA from Amblyraja radiata (thorny skate), 1435 nucleotides. RefSeq names its product gastricsin. Gene Ontology annotation, molecular function: aspartic-type endopeptidase activity. Bases 13 to 1194 code for a protein of 393 amino acids. Gene Ontology annotation, biological process: proteolysis. NCBI's taxonomy places the organism in Eukaryota, Metazoa, Chordata, Chondrichthyes, Rajiformes, Rajidae. The record is from RefSeq and is a predicted model, not a curated record. The transcript is spliced from 9 exons.
CAACGAACAGAGAUGAAGUGGUUUAUCCUCGCCUUUGUUUGCUUCCAGCUCGCCGAGAGUCUUCACAAAGUGCCUUUGUUCCGAAACAAGUCUCUGCGUGAGGUUCUGAGGGAACGCGGAGAGCUGAAACAAUUCCUGGACACCCAUAAACGUGACCCGGCCUUAAAAUACCAGCACCUCUUCCCUGGGUACCAGUCCGAGGCUGGUAAUGAACCACUCCUGAAUUACAUGGACAACACCUACUAUGGACCAAUUACCAUUGGAACUCCACCGCAAAGCUUCCAGGUUCUGUUUGACACCGGCUCAUCCAAUCUUUGGGUCGAUUCCGUCUACUGCAGCAGUCAAUCAUGCACGAACCAUCCUAUGUACGAUCCCCGGAGGUCCUCCACAUUCAGCACUAACAGCCAAAGGUUCCAGAUGAGUUAUGGAUCUGGGAGUUUGACUGGGUUUUUUGGCUAUGAUACGGUGAACGUCGCUGGAAUUUCCAUUCCGAAACAGGAGUUUGGUCUCAGUUCGAACGAGCCGGGAACCGUAUUUUAUUACGCCAGGUUUGACGGAAUCCUCGGCCUUUCCUACCCGGCGUUGUCUGCCGGUGGAGCCACCACUGUGUUUGAUGGCAUGAUGAACGACAGACUGGUGGCAGAGCCAAUGUUCUCCAUCUACCUGGGCAGACAACCCAAUAGCCAGAACGGUGGUGAAGUGACAUUCGGAGGGGUUGACAGCAGCCUGUACACCGGUGGGAUAGUCUGGGUCCCCGUGCUCCAGGAACUCUACUGGCUCAUCCCCAUGCAAGGCGUGCUUCUCGGUGGCAGGACUGGCUUCUGUAGCCGCGGCUGCCAAGCGAUGGUGGACACUGGGACGUCAUUACUCACUGCGCCAAGCGAAGAGCUGGCAGAAAUGAUGCAGCACAUCGGUGCCCAGCAGAACCAGAACGGGGAGUAUGUCGUCAACUGUAACGAGGUUUCGAGGAUGCCUUCGUUGACCUUUGUGAUCGGUGGGGUGGAUUUCACCAUUCCAGCCUCAGCAUACAUCAGCCAGAAUGACAACUAUUGCUACGCUGCUUUUGAGCCGACCUAUCUCCGCGCUCCAACUCAGAACGGCCCGUUCUGGAUUCUAGGGGAUGUCUUCCUGAGGGAGUUCUAUUCCAUCUACGACCGUGGCAACAAUAGAAUGGGAUUUGCUAAAGCUGUCUGAGAUACCCCCUCCACCCCCCCCCCCCGUCCCAACUGAUCCUCCAUGAUCCUGGACGAAGAUCAGAUCUUCACCCAGUUCCUCGAGAACAUCAAUGAUUCCUCUUCAAUUGAUUGACCAGAAUCCAUUCACUCCAACGCUUUUCUUUUGAUCAAGAGCCUGCACCUUAGGCAUGGUCUUCGCGUGAUCAGCCGCUGGCACCUUUGUCGGCCAUGAUGUUUUGCUCUUCAUUUAAUAAACUGCU